Messenger RNA from Ilyonectria robusta, 729 nucleotides. RefSeq lists its product as uncharacterized. Bases 93 to 542 code for a protein of 149 amino acids. The transcript has a single exon. The record is from RefSeq and is a predicted model, not a curated record. NCBI's taxonomy places the organism in Eukaryota, Fungi, Ascomycota, Sordariomycetes, Hypocreales, Nectriaceae.
AGUGAGGGCUUUGAGCCUGAGCCCGAAUCGCCGGGAGCCACGGAUGUCGAUUUGACUUUGGAUCGGCGGCGGUGAUUUCAAACCUCAAGACGAUGUCCGACGCGCAAUACACCGCACCGCACCAGUGCUUCAAAAUGAACACAGUUUCCCUUGCGGGCGCACCAAGGCCACGACUCCUCAGUUUGACCCGGCGACCUGGGAGACCGGGGGAGGAAACGAAAUACGACGCCCGCGGGGGGCGGUGCUCCCCUGCUUCGCUCGGAUUUUAUCAGAUCCCCAGAACUUCCAUGCCGGGGCCAGCCUUACACCCCCAGACGAAGGUUCGUGCUGGCUGGUUGACGGAGGCGAUGAUCACUCGGCAUGCUUACGAAGCUCAAACGGCGUCGGCCACCGAUAAAUCCCGUGGCCGAAGGUCCCGUCUGAAAUCUCCGUCGGGCAACGACAUGAAACCAGUGGCUGGGGGAGUGACAGAUUUCACUUUGAUGACCCAAACUGUGAACUACGAACGACUCCGUACUCAAGAGUCAAAUGUCAAAUCCUAGACAACACGGCACGAGAUAGCUUACCUGUCCUCACCCGUCCUCGCCCCUGGAUCUCAACGGUUGCCACAUUCCACCGCGUGAGGUCAUUCCUGGUCUAUUUCGCCUCCCCCUGGCCGCUGCGCCCCUCGGUUUCCUGUUUGCUCCCCAGAUGAGCGCUGCACGUGGAUCGGCGGGUGCAAGGGGCAGU